CUCGGCCCGCCCGACACGUCGCGGAGGAGCGGAUCCUGCGCGCUUCGGGGUGCUCCUGUGUGGCCCGACCCGUGUAGCCGGUUCCUGAAGCAGGCGACAGGAACAAGAUGUGAACUGUUUUUCCUCCCCAGAAAAAGAGGCCCUUCUUUCCUCUCCUGCGAAGGCCAAUGUUCUGAAAAAGGCUCUGGAUGGGAAUGGCUUGCCUUACAAUGACAGAAAUGGAGGCAACCUCCACAUCUCCUGUCCAUCAGAAUGGUGAUAUUCCUGGAAGUGCUAAUUCUGUGAAGCAGAUAGAUCCAGUCCUUCAAGUGUAUCUGUACCAUUCUCUUGGACAAGCUGAAGGUGACUAUCUGAAGUUUCCAAAUGGAGAGUAUGUUGCAGAGGAAAUUUGUGUGGCUGCUUCUAAAGCUUGUGUAUCUGCUUAUUUACGGGAAAGUGAGCGCGAGAAGGAGAGAUUAUACUACAAGACAUUCUUACCGAAGUGCGUUAGAGCAAAGAUCCAAGACUACCACAUUUUAACACGGAAGCGGAUAAGGUAUAGAUUUCGCAGAUUCAUUCAGCAAUUCAGUCAAUGUAAAGCCACUGCCAGGAACCUAAAACUUAAGUAUCUUAUAAACCUGGAAACCCUGCAGUCUGCCUUCUACACAGAACAGUUUGAAGUAAAAGAAUCUGCAAGAGGUCCUUCAGGUGAGGAGAUUUUUGCAACCAUUAUAAUAACUGGAAACGGUGGAAUUCAGUGGUCAAGAGGGAAACAUAAGGAAAGUGAGACACUGACAGAACAGGAUUUACAGUUAUACUGUGAUUUUCCUGAUAUUAUUGAUGUCAGUAUUAAGCAAGCAAACCAGGAAUGCUCAAAUGAAAGUAGAAUUGUAACUGUCCAUAAACAAGACGGUAAAAUUUUGGAAAUAGAACUUAGCUCAUUAAAAGAAGCCUUGUCAUUUGUGUCAUUAAUUGACGGGUAUUACAGACUAACCGCGGAUGCGCACCAUUACCUCUGUAAGGAGGUGGCUCCUCCAGCCGUGCUUGAAAACAUACACAGCAACUGCCACGGCCCGAUUUCAAUGGAUUUUGCCAUUAGCAAACUAAAGAAGGCAGGUAACCAGACUGGACUGUAUGUACUUCGAUGUAGCCCUAAGGACUUUAACAAAUACUUUCUGACCUUUGCUGUUGAGCGAGAAAAUGUCAUUGAAUAUAAACACUGUUUGAUUACGAAGAAUGAGAAUGGAGAAUACAACCUCAGUGGGACUAAGAGGAACUUCAGUAAUCUUAAGGACCUUUUGAAUUGCUACCAGAUGGAAACUGUGCGCUCAGACAGUAUCAUCUUCCAGUUCACCAAAUGCUGUCCCCCAAGGCCAAAAGAUAAAUCAAACCUUCUUGUCUUCAGAACAAAUGGUGUUUCUGAUGUUCAGAUCUCACCAACAUUACAGAGACAUAAUAAUGUGAAUCAAAUGGUGUUUCACAAAAUCAGGAAUGAAGAUUUGAUAUUUAAUGAAAGCCUUGGCCAAGGUACUUUUACAAAAAUUUUUAAAGGUGUAAGAAGAGAAGUUGGAGAUUAUGGUCAACUGCAUGAAACAGAAGUUCUUUUGAAAGUCCUAGAUAAAGCACAUAGAAACUAUUCAGAGUCUUUCUUUGAAGCAGCAAGCAUGAUGAGUCAGCUUUCUCACAAGCAUUUGGUUUUGAAUUAUGGAGUGUGUGUCUGUGGAGAGGAGAACAUUCUAGUUCAAGAGUUUGUAAAAUUUGGAUCACUGGAUACAUACCUGAAAAAAAACAAAAAUUCCAUAAAUAUAUUAUGGAAACUUGGCGUGGCUAAACAGUUGGCAUGGGCCAUGCAUUUUCUAGAAGAAAAAUCCCUUAUUCAUGGGAAUGUGUGUGCCAAAAAUAUCCUGCUUAUCAGAGAAGAAGACAGGAAAGCUGGGAAUCCACCUUUCAUCAAACUUAGUGAUCCCGGCAUUAGCAUUACAGUUCUCCCGAAGGACAUUCUUCAGGAGAGAAUACCAUGGGUACCACCUGAAUGCAUUGAAAAUCCUAAAAAUUUAAACCUGGCAACAGACAAGUGGAGUUUUGGUACCACCCUGUGGGAGAUCUGCAGUGGAGGAGACAAGCCUCUGAGUGCUCUGGAUUCUCAAAGAAAGCUGCAGUUUUAUGAAGAUAAGCACCAGCUUCCUGCACCCAAGUGGACAGAGUUAGCAAAUCUUAUAAAUAAUUGCAUGGAUUAUGAGCCAGAUUUCAGGCCUGCUUUCAGAGCUAUCAUCCGUGAUCUUAACAGCCUGUUUACUCCAGAUUAUGAACUACUAACAGAAAAUGACAUGCUACCAAACAUGAGAAUAGGUGCCCUAGGAUUUUCUGGUGCUUUUGAAGACAGGGACCCUACACAGUUUGAAGAGAGACACUUGAAAUUUCUACAGCAACUUGGCAAGGGUAACUUCGGGAGUGUGGAGAUGUGCCGCUAUGACCCGCUGCAGGACAACACUGGGGAGGUCGUGGCUGUUAAGAAGCUCCAGCACAGCACCGAAGAGCAUCUCCGAGACUUUGAAAGGGAAAUUGAAAUCCUGAAAUCCUUGCAGCACGACAACAUCGUGAAGUACAAGGGAGUGUGCUACAGCGCUGGUCGGCGCAACCUAAGAUUAAUUAUGGAAUAUUUGCCUUAUGGAAGUUUACGAGACUAUCUCCAAAAACAUAAAGAACGGAUAGAUCACAAAAAACUUCUGCAGUAUACAUCUCAGAUAUGCAAGGGCAUGGAAUAUCUUGGUACAAAAAGGUAUAUCCACAGGGAUCUGGCAACAAGGAAUAUAUUGGUGGAAAACGAGAACAGAGUUAAAAUAGGAGAUUUCGGAUUAACCAAAGUCUUGCCACAGGACAAAGAAUACUACAAAGUAAAGGAGCCUGGUGAAAGUCCCAUAUUCUGGUAUGCUCCUGAAUCUUUGACAGAGAGCAAGUUUUCUGUGGCUUCAGACGUGUGGAGCUUUGGAGUGGUUCUAUAUGAACUCUUCACAUAUAUCGAGAAGAGUAAAAGUCCACCAGUGGAAUUUAUGCGAAUGAUUGGCAAUGAUAAACAAGGGCAGAUGAUUGUAUUCCAUCUGAUAGAGCUACUGAAGAAUAACGGAAGGCUGCCGAGACCAGAAGGGUGCCCAGAUGAGAUUUAUAUAAUCAUGACAGAGUGCUGGAAUAACAAUGUAAACCAACGCCCAUCUUUCAGGGACCUUUCCCUGCGGGUCGAUCAAGUCCGGGACAGUAUGACUGUAUGAAAGAGAUGGCCUUUCCUCAGAGACCAGGCUGACUUCCAGAACCAGAGCAGAGCUCUAGCUGCAUGGCUGUGGACUGUAUCCACAUGUCCUUGUCAUGAUGCUAGCCAGAGGAAGAUGUGAUGCUGUCUGCUCAAAACUUUGUCAAUAUUUUUAUGUACCAUCUGUAAAAACCAUUGCUGAAGUCUGGCAGGAUGCUUGUGAGCUGGUGCAUGGAGCUCACCACAGUCACCGCAUCUCCUCUGGCAGAAGAUGAAAAUAGACAUUUUCAAUUCAACUCUUUGAGAAAUGAAAAAAAUUAUAAUGUAAAUUUUGCAGUGUAAGAAAUACACAACAUACAUGUACAGUUUUUACCACGUGGAGUGUAUUAUACUUUGGCAUCUUGUGUGAUUUACAUGAGGGCUGAUGUUUAUUAAUGUUUUCUAAUUUUUCCAUAGUUGAUCUAUAAUAACUUCAUGAUACAAAUUAAAAUGCUCAGAAAUUAAAUACCUUUUCUUUCUUGCUCAUCUACGCUGCUCUGUCAGGGCCUGUAGUUCCAUGUCACUGUAAAUAUUUUUCAAAGCAGAAGGAACAAAAGUCUAGUUUUAUUUGCAUAGGAAAUCUUCCUGACCCUAAAGAAUUUUGAAAUGGGACAAUCUUACAAAAACACAGCACAAUCUAUUUUCUUAUUUGUUUUCCUUGUGUUUAUGGUAAAUAUGUUUUUAAAUAGAACUGUCUCCAACUUUUUCUAUGAGUAUAAUGAAUAAUAUUCUUUUAUAUUUUUGAGAUUAAGAAUGCCAGAAAUACUUCCCUCCCUUGAACUGUUAACUGCCAAUGAGAUGUUUCAUUCCCUGAGACUUGUCAUUAUACAUUAAAUCGAAGCAUAAGCCAUAAAUAAUUUGUAAAAUGUACAAGCUCUUUAAGAUGCUUAACAGGUUAGAACGUGAUCUAAGACUGCGUCUGAGGGGUUUCCAGGCUUGCCGUUACAGCUGUCUGAGGAGUGUCCCUUUGUCAGAGUCUCCCAGACAGAUGGAAGGCAAAGGUUGUGGAGCUGUUCAUUCCAUUCAGGAAUGCCAGCAGGCGUGUAAUGGACAUCUCUAGAAGAGAGGAGAGAGCAUACUUAUUUUCAAAUAUAAGUAAUUGUUACCGUCUGUAGUGCUGCUCCAGCUUAGACAUGUCAUGUCAAAAAUAAAACAAGAUUUUUGUGUGUUAUUUAUACAAGA
Molecule: messenger RNA, 4444 nt
Organism: Grammomys surdaster
Lineage: Eukaryota; Metazoa; Chordata; Mammalia; Rodentia; Muridae
Gene: Jak2
Product: Janus kinase 2
Exons: 23
Coding region: 189-3245 (1018 amino acids)
Biological process (GO): hemopoiesis; intracellular signal transduction; peptidyl-tyrosine phosphorylation
Cellular component (GO): membrane; cytoskeleton; cytosol
Molecular function (GO): ATP binding; non-membrane spanning protein tyrosine kinase activity; cytokine receptor binding
Source: RefSeq, a predicted model, not a curated record